CCUGGAUUUACUCGUUGAAUCGCUCACCCACUCACCAUAAUGCCUCAGGACAUGCCCCCUGCUGGGGGCUACGCCCCUGUUCAGUACAAGCGUAACAUCCCAGCUCGCGGCUUUCGACCCUUCUACUACCUCCUCGGUGCAAAUCUGAUCAUGGCAUACGGAUAUUACAAGCUGUUUUAUGGAAUUCGGGAGAAGAACGAGCUUGCUCGUGAGAAAAUCUGGUCCCGCAUUCAUCUCAUCCCGCUCCUCGAGGCCGAAGAAGACCGGGACCAAGUCCGCAGAUACUACGCGGAGAAGGCGCGCGAGAGGGACCUGCUUGGAAGGGAGACUAAGGUUUACAACAGCGAUAGGUUUGUUCGUCCUACGUUCGUUUAUACCCCGUCCAAGGUCAGCCAAUAGAUUCGCUCGAUGUGUAAGUCGAUGAAUGCAAUGGGUGAUUACCUCUAUGAAUGCUUGAAGGGCGAACUGAGGAAUUAAGUCGGGCGUUUACUUGGGAAUGGAUGGAAAUUCUUCUUUCCUACUAUGAAGUUGCCGAAUGGGCAUACCACGAGUCCUGGUUCAUGUUGGGUCGGAUGUGCUGAACCAGGACUGAUAUGACAGUGGUUCAUCUCGUUUGAGAAAUUCGCUAGUAGAGGUUACCACUGGAGGGAAAUUUGUAGAUAUUACUGCUAAGGAGAAGAUUAAGUGCGCACUUAGUUGUUCAUUAACC
Molecule: messenger RNA, 709 nt
Organism: Monascus purpureus
Lineage: Eukaryota; Fungi; Ascomycota; Eurotiomycetes; Eurotiales; Aspergillaceae
Source: the annotation of a GenBank genome assembly